Clavispora lusitaniae ATCC 42720 is the source of this 657-nucleotide messenger RNA. The record is from RefSeq and is a predicted model, not a curated record. Lineage: Eukaryota; Fungi; Ascomycota; Pichiomycetes; Serinales; Metschnikowiaceae.
AUGUGCCAUGCAGGGUCUGGACACGCACCUUUCACAGCUGGAUUCUGCUUUCCAACUCAAAGAGGACAAGUGCAAUCCUCACCACGUUUCUCUGGCUUAUCGGACGAGGCUGGGUGUUUCCCGCAAAAAAUCGAGCCAAGUGGUGGUGCUCUAGAUUUUCUGUGCCUCUGGUUUUUCCCUGCACGCUUGUCUAAACUGCAUGCCCAUCUCUUGCUUUAUGCCGCAUUAUUUUUGCUCCGACGAGAUGAGUUGGCGUUUGGUCGAGGUGCCGCGGCGAUAUUUUGGCCCGGCGUUUGUCUUUUUUGGCAAAUUCUGGCCCUUUGGCCGGACGGCCGUCGAGCUUUGUUCGUGAUUGCUUUUCCAUCCCAGUUCGGCAGGUGCGCACAUUCACCGACUGACACAUUUUUGAUGGACAACACGUUCUUGGUAUUCUGCAGGAUGCUGGCCACUUUGGCCAAUGAAACGAACCCGAAAAGAGGUAUUUUUGGCGUAGUAUUAUUAAACGUGGACAGAAAGGAGGGCUGGGGUUCCGCUCUUACUGCAUACUUUGGUGCUGCCCCGUUUAUCAGGAAAACGGCAAAACCUAGGUCCAAAUCAGACUUUGACGUCUGUCAGUCAUCACGAAAGUCCCCAUUGGGUAAUGGUGGAGGCUCAUAA